AUGGACAACAAGCCAUUAGAUCCCGAAAAGGAUCAUGAAGUCACCGAUGUCGAAGCAAAUCGUACUGGCCGCAUCACUUUCCUCCCCGAUGAAAGAGACCAUGUAACUCGACGACCCCGGACGCAAGACAGAGGCAGUCGUAGUCGUCGCCGUUCCCUAAGCCAGACUUCUAUCAACAGCACGCGCUCUCGCUCUGUUUCCGAGGUGCCCAUUGAAUUUCGACGCUUGAGUUAUCAGCUCUCGGAGUCCCAGAGAACUCGUCCGGUGGAUGACGACGAUGAUGAACCUCAAUUCGAACCUGUCAAUCGCAGCAGCAGCAAAAAGGAUACGAAAAUCGACGACAACGCCGAGAUUUUUGAGAAUCUCGAGUUCCAUAGUCUGCCUCCUGAGCUCCUGUGUAAACAGCUUGGUGUCAGUGAUGCGGAUGGACUCUCGCCCUCCGAAGCCGCAGAGCGUCUUGCCCGUCAUGGCCCCAACGCUCUUCCUCAUCGACGCGAGAACUACAUCCUCAAACUUCUGACGUACGUUUUUGGCGGAUUCUGUUCCGUCCUCUGGAUCGGCGUCAUAAUCUUCUUUAUCUGCUGGCGCCCACUCGGUGAUCCAAAUCCACAGCCAUACAACCUCGGUCUUGGUAUCCUCGUCCUUAUCGUCAUCUUUCUCCAAGCCGCUUUUUCCGCCUUUCAAGAUUGGUCGACUGCCAGAACAAUGAAGGCCAUUUUGGACCUUCUUCCCGCCGAAGCUCUCGCCGUACGAUCUGGGCAGUCCGUUCGUGUCCCAUCAUCCAAUCUUGUGGUAGGCGAUAUCGUCAAAAUCAGCAUUGGAAACAAAGUCCCCGCCGAUAUGCGUCUGCUGACUACAUCGGGUGACGUACGAUUCGAUCGAUCCAUGUUGACCGGCGAGUCUGAGGAAGUUGAAGGAGUCACUAAUAUGACCGACGAAAAUUUCCUCGAAACCCGCAAUAUCGCCAUGAUGGGAACCUUGGUUACAAACGGUACGGCUACAGGAGUAGUUGUAUUAACAGGCAAAGACUCAGUCAUGGGCCAUAUUGCGCUUACCACGACAUCGGUUAAGAGUCAACCUACACUCAUCCAACUCGAAAUUAGCCGCUUUGUCAAGAUCAUUGUCUGUUUGACUGUUUUCCUUGCUGCUUUGCUAUUGUUCACUUGGGUUGGCUGGCUGCGCAAGGAUCAUGCUGCCUUUAUGAAUGUCGUUGAUAUGCUGGACGAUGUCAUGGGUUGUGUCGUUGCAUUUAUCCCGGAAGGUAUGCCCGUGGGCGUUGCUCUAACGUUGAUGAUGAUUGCUAGGCGAAUGAAGGACAAUAAUAUCCUGCCCAAGGGUCUAUCGACGGUCGAGACACUUGGAUGUGUUAAUGUAAUUUGUUCAGAUAAGACAGGAACGUUGACUGAGAACCGCAUGACAGUCGUCACGACUGCCUUUGUGGACGAGCGCAUGUCCGCAGCUGAUGCUGCUGUGGCUUCCAGGACCUCAAACACAGAACCAAUCCGCGAACUGCUCAAAGCCGCUGCUAUCUGCAAUGAUGGAACAUUCGAAGCCACAACUUUGAACAUGCCAGCAAUGGACCGCCUUGUGCAAGGAAACGCUACUGACGGUGCAUCACUCAAAUUCGUCGAGUCAGUAGAAGAUGGUUCUUGCCAGAGACUGAGAGAUGCCAAUCCUCGCGUAUUCGCCAUUCCAUUCAACUCUUCGAACAAAUGGAUGCUCACGCUCCAUAAAACCGAAUCGAGCAUGGAAAAGGGACAUGAAAACCAAAUUGAGGCGAUUGACCGACCCAAUUUCCUGUUGAUUGUCAAGGGUGCAUCAGACAUCCUCCUACCGCAUUGCACACAUUACUGGUCCUACAAGCAAAACAGCAUUCAAACUCUCGACGAUGACGCCAAACUGCAACUCGCAACGCUUCAAGAAAAAAUGUCUCGUAACGCCGAGCGUGUGAUCAUGCUCUGUCAGCGAACCGUCACACCCAGAGAAACUCUGGGCUCAAACGCCUUUAGCGACGAGAUUCGCGAAGAAGGGCUUUCAGACCUGACCCUUAUCGGUUUGUUAGGUAUAGUCGAUCCACCUCGCAAGGAGACGGCUUCAACCGUGGCUUCGUGUCGGCGUGCCGGUAUUCGUUUCCUCAUGGUCACUGGAGACCUUGGUCUUACAGGGGCAGCAAUCGCAAGAGACGUUGGCAUAUUCUCCGGGUCCGCGGACCCAGACACCAUCCACACUAUCAUUAGCAGACGAGAUUAUAACCAGGAUAGCAGCAGCACCGACGUCAACAGUGACUGGUCCCAGACUAGUCUCUUACUCGAAGGCCCAUCUCUUUCUCAGCUUACAGAUGCCGACUGGGAUGUUAUUUGUGGGUAUCAAGAAAUCGUCUUUGGCCGUACCAUGCCCGAACAGAAACUGCGUAUCGUCAAUGAAUUCCGCUCACGAAACUACGUCGUUGCCGUUACUGGUGAUGGAGUAAACGAUGCACCAGCCAUGCGAGCCGCAGAUGUCGGCAUCGCCGUCGUCUCAGGUAGCGACGUCGCCCUCGAAGCCGCCGAUCUCGUCCUAAUGGACAAAUUCGACUCCAUCGUCGAAGCCAUUCGCCUCGGUCGACUGGUUUUCCAAAACCUUCAAAAGGUUAUCAGUUACCUUCUCCCAGCCGGAUCCUGGUCCGAGAUCUGGCCAGUGCUGAUGAACGUGUACUUCGGUGUUCCGCUCCCUCUCUCUUCAUUUCUCAUGAUCAUCAUCUGCGUCUUCACCGACUUGUUCUUGUCACUCUCUCUAAUCAUGGAACAAGAAGAAUUCGAUCUUUUGGACCUCCCACCCCGAAACCACCGCAAGGACCACCUUAUCAACCUCAAAGUCUACAUCCAAAGCUAUCUAUUCAUCGGUGUGAUGGAAACCAUCUGCGCACACGCCAUGUUCUUCUUAUACUUCUACAAACACGCCGGCAUCCCCUUUCACGCCCUCAUCUUCGCGUUUGAGUCCUACUCGGAUGGGUUUUAUGGGUACACCGCCGACGAACUCACGCAUUUCAACACCGUGGGCCAAAGCGUCUAUUUCAUCACUUUACUCUUCCUGCAAUGGGGCAAUAUUCUCAGCGUACGCAAUAAGCGUCUUUCAAUCCUUCAAGCUGAUCCCAUCAGGAAGGAGCGUCGGAACCCGUGGCUGUUAGCUAGUGCAAUUAUCAGUCUUGCUAUUGCGGUGUUUGUCACUGAGGAACCAGGUUUGCAGCAAAUCUUUCAGACUGCGUCGGCCCCGAUUGAGUUCUGGUUUUAUCCGAUUCCAUUGGCGGUGGGGAUUUUGUUGAUGGAUGAGAUUAGGAAGUUGGCUGUGAGAGUUUGGCCAGGAAGUUGGGUUGCGAAGAUUGCGUGGUGA
This is a messenger RNA of Talaromyces marneffei, 3369 nucleotides long. RefSeq lists its product as uncharacterized. Lineage: Eukaryota; Fungi; Ascomycota; Eurotiomycetes; Eurotiales; Trichocomaceae. Bases 1 to 3369 code for a protein of 1122 amino acids. The record is from RefSeq and is a predicted model, not a curated record. Gene Ontology annotation, biological process: intracellular sodium ion homeostasis; sodium ion export across plasma membrane; proton transmembrane transport. Gene Ontology annotation, cellular component: membrane. The transcript has a single exon. Gene Ontology annotation, molecular function: ATP binding; P-type sodium:potassium-exchanging transporter activity; ATP hydrolysis activity.